UGGAACCCCACUGUCUCCUCCAGCUAAAAGGAGAAGAUAAAAAACCAAAAAAGGAUUCUACCCAAAACUUAUUCCUUUGCUGUAUCAUCUUCUUCUUCUUACUCAUCAUCGUCUUGAUCUUUACACAGAUCCUCCAUUUUCGAAUAUCUAAAGUUUAAUUCGAGGAUCAGAUCUUGACAGCAGGUAGCUCAAGGUGAGGUGUUAGAUCCGUCCUUUGUGAUAAACCUUCCUGAGAUUGAGAAGAAGAAGAAGGUGUGAAAAGUGAAGGCAAGGCUUUGAGAAUGUCUUUUACAGGAACUCAACAGAAAUGUAAGGCUUGUGAGAAGACAGUGUAUGCUGUGGAGCUUCUCUCAGCUGAUGGAGUUGGCUAUCACAAGUCUUGCUUCAAAUGCACUCACUGCAAAAGCAGGCUUCAGCUGAGCAGUUACUCAUCCAUGGAAGGUGUGUUGUACUGUAAGCCUCAUUUUGAGCAGCUCUUCAAGGAGUCUGGUAGUUUCAACAAGAACUUUCAGUCACCUGCAAAGCCGGCUGAUAAAUCAACUCCUGAACUGACAAGGACACCUAGUCGAGUUGCCGGCAGGUUCUCUGGUACACAAGAGAAAUGCGCCACUUGCAGUAAAACUGUGUAUCCUAUCGAGAAGGUAACAGUGGAGAGCCAGACAUAUCACAAGUCCUGCUUCAAGUGCUCCCAUGGAGGCUGCCCGAUUUCGCCUUCCAACUAUGCAGCUCUUGAAGGAAUCCUGUACUGCAAGCACCAUUUCGCUCAGCUCUUCAAGGAAAAGGGAAGUUACAACCACUUGAUCAAAUCAGCUUCCAUCAAACGCUCUGCAGCUGCUGCUGUCGCUGCCGGUGUACCAGCAGCCGCGGUUCCUGAAUCUUAAAAUUCAAUAAUCUCUUCUCCUCCUCUUCUCUAGUCUAAAAUAUGAAGUUGAUGCUAAACUGAUUCAGAUUACUUUUCUCUUUGUGUGUGAGCGUGUGUGUAAUCUAUCCUUUCAUGUUCUUAUCUCCAUUGAUAUCUGCUAAACAAAUCUUUGUUUGUGUUGAGUGUUGACUGUUCGUGAUUUGGUAUCUAUAAAAUCUGAAACUUUCGUUUUAUAAAACUUCUU
Molecule: messenger RNA, 1106 nt
Organism: Capsella rubella
Lineage: Eukaryota; Viridiplantae; Streptophyta; Magnoliopsida; Brassicales; Brassicaceae
Product: LIM domain-containing protein WLIM2b
Exons: 7
Coding region: 282-881 (199 amino acids)
Biological process (GO): actin filament bundle assembly
Cellular component (GO): plasma membrane; actin cytoskeleton
Molecular function (GO): actin filament binding
Source: RefSeq, a predicted model, not a curated record